AUGGUGGGAAGGUCAUUGCCACAAGAGCAAGGAGGUGACUGUCAUCUCUGCUGCAUCCAGGAGGAAGAUCCUGUGCUGGUUGUGAUCACCUACGUGGGACUGAGCCUCUCUCUGCUCUGCCUCUUCCUGGCGGCCCUCACUUUCCUGCUGUGCAAACCCAUCCAGAACACCAGCACCUCCCUCCACCUGCAGCUCUCACUCUGCCUCUUCUUUGCCCACCUGCUCUUCCUCACAACCAUUGAGAGAACUGAAAUCAAGGUCUUGUGUGCUGUCAUCGCAGGUGCCUUACACUAUCUCUACCUGGCCUCCUUCACCUGGAUGCUGCUGGAGGGCCUGCACCUCUUCCUCACUGCACGCAAUCUGAUGGUGGUCAACUAUGCUAGUGUCAACCAGGUUCAUCAAGAAAUUUAUGUUCCCUGUGGGCUAUGGAGUCCCGGCUGUGAUGUGGCCAUUUCCGCAGCAGCCAGGCCUGAUCUUUAUGGAACACCUGCCCGGUAA
Messenger RNA from Talpa occidentalis (Iberian mole), 498 nucleotides. Its product is annotated as adhesion G protein-coupled receptor E3-like. The record is from RefSeq and is a predicted model, not a curated record. Gene Ontology annotation, biological process: adenylate cyclase-activating G protein-coupled receptor signaling pathway; cell surface receptor signaling pathway. The transcript has 2 exons. Lineage: Eukaryota; Metazoa; Chordata; Mammalia; Eulipotyphla; Talpidae. Gene Ontology annotation, molecular function: G protein-coupled receptor activity. Gene Ontology annotation, cellular component: membrane. The coding region runs from base 1 to 498 and encodes 165 amino acids.